Molecule: messenger RNA, 770 nt
Organism: Cadophora gregata
Lineage: Eukaryota; Fungi; Ascomycota; Leotiomycetes; Helotiales; Ploettnerulaceae
Exons: 2
Coding region: 158-706 (182 amino acids)
Source: RefSeq, a predicted model, not a curated record
AGCUCAUUAAAUGUUCGUAACAACGGUAUGGUAUGGGCAGAGUAGGACUGGUUCUAUUUGUACGGCCAGAACCCAAUAUCAGUACUUCAUAUAGUCGUGGUUGCUUCGAUAAGACGACAGCGAUAUAUAUCAACCAGUAUACUCUGCACUCUUAGCGAUGUCUAUCCCAGUCUUCCCGUACACUCCACUGUCGGAGCCUGAUCGGAUCCUUCAUGUUCAGCCUUCUCCAGAUCUAUCACCAGAAAUUAUAAGCAAUCUCGAAAAAACAACUCUCAGCAAGUACGACCACGACAUUCACCAUCCGUACACUGCCCUGUCCUAUGUCUGGGGUGAUGCUUCUGAUCAGCGCAUCAUUCGGGUGGAUGGGCAAUCGUUCUUGGUCACCAAGAACCUUCAUGACGCACUGGAAUGCUUGCGAGACGAUAAGAAGACUCUGAGUAUCUGGGUAGACGCAAUUUGCAUCAACCAAUUCGAUGUGCUCGAACGCAAUCAGCAGGUUUCACAAAUGGGUCGUAUUUAUUCUUCCGCAUCUCACACCAUCAUUUUUCUGGACUCCUCGAGCGAUGAUCUCGAUUAUGUUCUUCUAGAAACCGAGAGGAUUGCCAAAGAAAACAGUGAACCUAUAAAUGCGUUUCUUUUCGGGGCCGGACAUCUACUGCCUCCUUUUUUGCGCAUCUUGGCCCAGCCUUGGUUCCAUCGAGUCUGAAUUCUACAAGAAUUGGUUCUGUCAAAAGAUCCUUUCGUGCAAUGUGGGAAGUCACGUAUCAGAU